UUAGAACCUAAUGUCUUUCUGGAGCUCAAUGAAAUAGUUGAACUUUCUAUCAUUUUGGAUUGCAUAAAGCUUGUUUUUUUUUUUUUUUUGGGUAAAGAUCGCAUAAAGCUGGGAUUAAGGCCUUGCCACAAUUUUGCAAGCAAGGGAACGUCUAAAAAGUAUCCGGCUUGAAACUGAGAGCUUUAGUUUUCAAAUGACCCUAAAAUAUCCCCACUCCAGAAAAACUAGUGUUACAAUUCAACAAACAGUCAAAUACCGGGAGAAGAGUCUUGAAACGGGAACAAGUACCAAGACUACUCUGUCCUGAUCUUUCCUCUGAUUCUCUAUUCUCUCAACCUCCAGAGGCCAGAGCUCUAUGGGGACACGAAGAACAUGAUGCUUCAAAGUUGGUCUGGCCUAUUGCUCUUUCCUUGUGCCUAUUUCGCUUUACGGGGUUCAUUUACAGGUUCAGCAGGUCAGAGACAUAGACAAGCUGGGUUUUAUGGGUCUGUUUCAAGAAGAGCUUGUGUUGAUAGAAGACUGGUACAUUUUCAGAUGAGACCGGUGGGAAUUGGUGGAGGGUUGUCACUUGCGACAAGAAAACCAAUCAUACCAAUCGCGGGGUCUAGUCAAAUGCAGUGCUUAUGUAAUAUGUGCUUCUGCUUUGAAUGCCAGAUGUGCUACAGCACUACAAACCAAAUCUGUUACACACCAGGCUCCAACAUUCACAAGUCUUCCUCGUAAGCAGGAGAACGAGCAUUUUGCAGUUCGGUGAUGGACCAAGAGAGAUGAUAUAUUGUUCUUUUAGAUGAAAGAAAAGUCUGUUGUAGAGUGUUUUAGAAUAAUUUGUAUUUAAAUAUUUAAAUAUAUAUUUUUUUAAAUGGAAUAUAUGUAGUCACCAAAGAUUGUAUUAGUGGUAGGAAGUAUCUGUGGGACCCAUAAUGACAGUCACCAAAAAGUUGAUAGUGGGUUCCUACUUCCUAGGGUAUUUGUCACGCCAGCAAGGGAAACUAUUAACAAUAAUGGUGGCUGGACCGUGUCUAUUGGUGUUAUACACCAAUGAUUGGUCCCCAAUGACCCAACUCACACCAUUUCUGAUGGUGUCUAAAAGGCCACAUUUGUGGCAGUGAAUGUAGUAUGGACAACUUUGUCAAGAUCAUAGAGCUGCACUUUGUCAAGAUUGGUGUACUACAGCUCACGUAACAAAAACGACGACUCAAGUGGUGGUUGGGGAUUCCUAGCUUGCAGCCUUAUCAUUAAAAUAUAGACAUUGCAAUUAAACAAUAUUGGGCUGCUACUAACGGUAUGAAGUUUAUAAAAUCUCAACCUCGAACUACUCCUGUAGAGCCUGGAUACAUCGAUCGCCUGACAAAGUUGGAGAGAUAUGGAGGUGACGCAAAUACUUCACAUGAACAACGGAGAUGACGAGACUAGUUAUGCCAAAAACUCUACAGUUCAG
Molecule: messenger RNA, 1438 nt
Organism: Rosa rugosa (rugosa rose)
Lineage: Eukaryota; Viridiplantae; Streptophyta; Magnoliopsida; Rosales; Rosaceae
Exons: 5
Coding region: 373-723 (116 amino acids)
Source: RefSeq, a predicted model, not a curated record